UAAACAUUUGGCAGGAUAUGAAACAAUUGAUAUAAAUAAAUAUAUCGAAAAUUUCUGGAAAAUUACUGAUAAAAGAAAUUUUUAUAGAAAUAAUUUCAGUCAAAUAGAACUGUUAGGUUCGGGACGUUUCGGAAGAGUUUAUAAAUGUUUGGACAAAAAUACUGAAAAAGUUUAUACAAUUAAAGAUUUUAUUAUAACAGAUUUUAAAGAAAAUAAUCUAAUUUUUCAAGAAGUCAAACAAUUACUGAUAUUUAGAUCAAAAUUUGUGGUCAAAUGUUAUAACGCUUGGAUUGAAUCAAAUAUAAUUUACAUUCAAAUGGAGUUAUUAUCACAAAGUCUUAAAGAUUUGAUUGAAAUGAAAGCAAAGACAUUUCAACGACAUAUUAAUGAACCAAUGGAUUUGAUUGAGUAUUACAUUACAAGUCAUUUAAUGUUAGAGUUGUGUGAAUGCGUUGAAUAUCUGCAUACAAGACAACCGCCGGUUAUUCAUCGCGAUCUCAAACCCGCAAAUAUACUCAUCAAUGAUAAGCCAUUAGAUAAUCGUUUUAUAAAACUAUGUGAUUUUGGUUUAGCUACUGAUCACUACCGUAUGGGCUCUAAAUCAGAAUUUUAUACCAAAAAUGUCGGAACAGAUAAAUAUAUUGCACCAGAAGUUAGAGGGGAUAAAGGUUCGGAUAGAGUGGCAUAUAAUGAGAAAAGUGAUAUCUAUAGUAUGGGUUAUAUACUAAUGGACUUAUUUGAUGUUAACAACAGUGAUAAUGAUAUGGGUUUAUUUAAGAAUAUGUAUCGCUACAGUAAUUUAAUGUUAUACAUUGAUAAUAUUUCAACAUUGAUAUCAUCAAUGAUACAAUCAUCAUAUUAUGAUAGACCAACAUGUACUACGAUUAUCCAGAAUAAACAACAUUAUAUUAACAAUGAU
Oppia nitens is the source of this 919-nucleotide messenger RNA. Its product is annotated as stress-activated protein kinase alpha-like. The annotation marks the transcript as partial. Gene Ontology annotation, biological process: protein phosphorylation. The transcript is spliced from 3 exons. Gene Ontology annotation, molecular function: ATP binding; protein kinase activity. Lineage: Eukaryota; Metazoa; Arthropoda; Arachnida; Sarcoptiformes; Oppiidae. The record is from RefSeq and is a predicted model, not a curated record.